CAUGAAUGACAUCAUAAAUUUAUGGCAAAACAACAGGCCGUAGUCCGCUCAUCUGGGUGGGCAAAAUGCAACUGGCCGGGAUCAGAGGCAGGUCGAGACAUCUACUGACAACAGCUAAGGGUUUAUAAUUAGCCAACGGCAUGGGGCGGUUUAAAAACCCCAGGGAUCCACGAAGGGGCGCCCUUGAAAGCUGUACGAGCACCUGGCACUGUGCCCUUGGAACAGUUAGUCUUGUAGCUAAAGUUUGUAAGUGUUAACUCCAUCUGAUCACCCUGCGCCCUGUGGAACCGCUCCUGCCCUUGGACCUGCUUAUAGCCAUAAGGGAAAAUGCGCCACUAGGGCAAUAUCAAUUGACCAACUAGAUGGCGAACAUGGCAGUCGAGGAAUUAGAGAGCAAAAUUGUCCAACUGUUCGUAGAGAACCCCCUCCUGCGCUACGGUGCUGUUGGUCUGUGCGCCAUCUACCUGAUCUUUGGCUGGGGCGCCCAACUACUGUGCAACAUCAUUGGGGUUCUGUACCCUGCAUAUAUUUCCAUCCAUGCCAUCGAGUCCAGCACAAAGCAGGACGACACCAAGUGGCUGAUCUACUGGGUCACGUUUGGAAUCUUCACCGUGAUUGAAUUCUUUUCGAGUCUGCUAACUUCGGUGAUUCCCUUUUACUGGCUGCUGAAGUGUGCUUUCCUCAUCUGGUGCAUGCUGCCCACGGAACAGAAUGGUUCUACCAUCAUCUACAACAAGCUGGUGCGACCCUACUUCCUGAAACAUCACGAAUCCGUUGACAGGAUCAUCGAUGAUGGCAUGAAGAAAGCCGCUGGAGUGCUGAAGCAUGACUAGAAGGCGAAUGUACCGUAGCUCCGACCGCUUCUCGCUUAUCCAUGCAUUUGGUUUUGGGCCUGGUCACCAACCUCACCUCGUAUUGGUUACGUUUUGCAAUAAAUUUUAAUUCUGUAUUCAUUUUGUUGUUGAUAAGAGCACCAGUGUUCGCUGAACCAGAAGAAAUCUCCGUUUGUUAAACGUAAAAACG
This is a messenger RNA of Drosophila melanogaster (fruit fly), 1023 nucleotides long. It is a transcript of the gene ReepB, whose product is annotated as receptor expression enhancing protein B. The transcript has 4 exons. NCBI's taxonomy places the organism in Eukaryota, Metazoa, Arthropoda, Insecta, Diptera, Drosophilidae. Gene Ontology annotation, cellular component: membrane. The record is from RefSeq and is marked reviewed. Bases 372 to 833 code for a protein of 153 amino acids.